UUCCUCUCUCUCCAUCUACACCACAAAAUCUUCUUCACUGCCUGCACUGAGCCGGCAGAUUUUCACAUCCCUUCGUUGUUAUCACAGAACCGCCAGCAACAUGGUGCAAUCAUCGGUGCUCGGUUUCCCACGCAUGGGACGUCUGCGUGACCUCAAGAAGGCCAACGAGGCCUAUUGGGCGGACAAGCUGUCCCGUGAUGAGCUCCUCGCCGAGGGAAAGAGACUGAGACUCGAGCACUGGAAGAUCCAGAAGGACGCUGGCGUGGACGUCAUCCCAUCCAACGACUUUGCAUACUACGACCAUGUCCUCGACCACAUUCAGAUGUUCGGCGCUGUGCCCGAGCGAUACAGCAGCGCCAAGCUGCACAAGCUCGACGAGUACUUCGCCAUGGGUCGUGGCCACCAGAAGGACAACGUCGACGUGCCAUCUCUCGAGAUGGUUAAGUGGUUCGACUCCAACUACCACUACGUCAAGCCAACUCUGCAAGACAACCAGACUUUCACUCUCGCAGAGAACCCAAAGCCUGUUGCUGAGUUCCUCGAGGCCAAGGAGGCUGGCAUCCAAACUCGCCCAGUUCUUCUCGGUCCUGUCUCUUUCCUCGCCCUCGGCAAAGCUGACCGUGGCUCAUCUGUUGACCCAAUCACUCUCCUCGACAAGCUCCUCCCAGUCUACGAGCAACUCCUCACACAGCUCAAGGAGGCCGGUGCCGAGACUGUCCAGAUCGACGAGCCUGUCCUCGUCUUCGAUCUCCCAGCCAAGACCAAGCAGGCUUUUAAGCCAGCCUACGAGAAGCUCACCGCUCUCCAGGGCAGCAAGGGCCCACAACUCGUCCUCGCCACCUACUUCGGUGACGUUGUGCACAACUUCGAUGUCAUCGACUCUGCUCUGACCGGCACCCACGCUUUCCACGUCGACCUCGUUCGCCACCCAGAACAGCUCUCUCAGGUGAUUGAGCACCUCGGCCCAAAGCAGGUCCUCUCUGCUGGUGUCGUUGACGGCCGUAACAUCUGGAAGACCAACUUCAAGAAGGCCAUUGAGGUCGUUGAGACCGCCAUCCAGAAGCUCGGCAAGGAGCGUGUCAUUGUUGCCACAUCCAGCUCGCUUCUCCACACCCCACACACUCUCGCCAGCGAGAAGAACCUUGACGAGGAAGUUCGCGCUUGGUUCUCUUUCGCCAGCGAGAAGGCCGUCGAAGUUGCCAUCAUCGCCAAGGCUGUCACAAACGGCCCAGACUCUGUUCGUGCUGAGCUCGAGGCCAACGCCAAGGACCAGCAGUCCCGUGCCACCUCCAAGCGCACCAACAACCCAGAGGUCAAGAAGCGCAUCGAAGCUGUCAAGAAGGAGGACUACGAGCGCAAGUCGGGCUUCGACACCCGAUACGCUGCCCAGAAGAAGCACCUCGACCUCCCCAUCUUCCCAACCACCACCAUCGGCUCCUUCCCUCAGACCAAGGAUAUCCGUAUCCAGCGUAACAAGUUCACCAAGGGUGAGAUCACUGCUGAAGAGUACGAGAAGUUCAUCGAGAAGGAGAUUCAAGAGUGCGUUCAGAUCCAAGAUGAGCUCGGCCUGGAUGUCUUCGUCCACGGCGAGCCAGAGCGCAACGACAUGGUGCAAUACUUCGGUGAGAGACUCGACGGAUAUGUCUUCACCACCCACGCUUGGGUCCAGUCAUACGGCUCCCGCUGCGUCCGACCACCGAUCCUUGUCGGUGAUGUCUCUCGCCCAGCCCCAAUGACUGUCAAGGAGAGCAAGUAUGCUGCCAGCAUCAGCAAGAAGCCCAUGAAGGGUAUGCUUACUGGACCUAUCACUUGCCUCCGAUGGUCCUUCCCUCGUGACGAUGUUCACCAGUCUGUCCAGGCUCAGCAACUCGCUCUCGCUCUCCGCGAUGAGGUUGUUGACCUCGAGGCUGCCGGUGUCUACGUCAUCCAGGUCGACGAGCCAGCUCUCCGUGAGGGUCUGCCACUCCGCUCCGGUGUGGAGCGUGAGAAGUACCUCGACUGGGCCGUGAACAGCUUCAAGCUCUCCACUGCUGGUGUUGAGGACUCCACCCAGAUCCACUCUCACUUCUGCUACUCCGAGUUCCAGGACUUCUUCCACGCCAUCGCCGCUCUCGAUGCCGAUGUCCUCUCCAUCGAGAACAGCAAGUCCGACGCCAAGCUCCUCAAGGUCUUCAUUGACGAGGCCUACCCACGCCACAUCGGCCCAGGUGUCUACGACAUCCACAGCCCACGUGUGCCAAGCGAGCAAGAGAUCAAGGACCGCAUCGCUGAGAUGCUUCAGUACCUCAAGCCAGAGCAGCUCUGGAUCAACCCAGACUGCGGUCUCAAGACCCGUCAAUGGAAGGAAACCAAGGCUGCUCUUGUCAACAUGGUCAAUGCUGCCAAGCACUUCCGUGCUCAGCACAGCAAGUAAACGCGUACUUGCAUAAUCUACUGUCCCGAAUGGUGUUCCUGGCGUCAAAAAAAUCAACAUGGGAACGGAAGGGAUGGUUUUGUUUGCCGGACUUUGAGCCGGUGUAGCGCUCAACAGCUACGAUUCAACAAGUGAUACCCAAUUUUACUCAACGUCUUUAUCAGCGAGGAGUUCAACAGAGAAAGGGAAUGGUUUCUCAUGAUGGAAUGAAAUAGAGUUACAGCUCGAUGACCUCAACGCUCAUCGAGUAUAGUCGCACGAUCGGGAGGGCGUCGUGCGACUUGUGACUGAAAAAGUACGAUUUGCAUUGUCAUGGUGUUUGUCAUAGACUAGGUAGUAGCUACCGAAAUUGUACUAUUGAUGGAUGA
This is a messenger RNA of Cercospora beticola, 2781 nucleotides long. It is a transcript of the gene MET6, whose product is annotated as 5-methyltetrahydropteroyltriglutamate-homocysteine S-methyltransferase. The record is from RefSeq and is a predicted model, not a curated record. Gene Ontology annotation, molecular function: zinc ion binding; 5-methyltetrahydropteroyltriglutamate-homocysteine S-methyltransferase activity. NCBI's taxonomy places the organism in Eukaryota, Fungi, Ascomycota, Dothideomycetes, Mycosphaerellales, Mycosphaerellaceae.